UCCUCCCCCCAAGAGCCGGCUACACAAAGCUCCCGGCCGGCAAGGCAAUCCUCGCAACACAGAGCGAUGGCGUCCUCCUGGAUGGAGUCCUCCUGGCUUGAGACGCACUGGGCAAGGCCCUUUCACCUGACGUUGGUGUUCUGCUUGGCCCUAGGGCUGCUGCACGCCAUCAGGCUCUACCUGCAGAGGCAGAGGCUGCUUCGGGACCUGCGUCCCUUCCCCUCGCCCCCCACUCACUGGCUCUACGGGCAUCAAAAGUUAUUUAAAGAUGGUAAAAUCGAGACCCUUCAGAAGAUUGUAGAAAAAUACCCUUGUGCGUUUCCUCGCUGGGCUGGGCCCUUUCAGGCAUUUUUCUAUAUCUAUGAUCCAGACUAUGCAAAGACAUUUCUGAGCAGAACAGAUCCCAAGUCCAGCUUCCUGUAUAAGUUCAUAAUUCCAAGCAUUGGAAAAGGACUAGUGAAUUUGGAUGGACCCAAAUGGUUUCAGCACCGUCGCCUACUAACUCCUGGAUUCCAUUUUAAUACCUUGAAAUCGUUUGUUGAGGUGAUGGCUCAAUCUGUGAACAUCAUGCUGGAUAAGUGGGAGAAGAUUUGUGGCUCUCAGGAUACACUUAUGGAUAUCUAUGAGCACAUCGACUUGAUGACCCUGGACGUACUCAUGAAAUGUAUUUUCAGCUGGGAAACCAACUGCCAAACAGACGGCUCCCAUGAAGAUUAUGUAAAAGCCACAAGUGAUGGCAGCAAUAUCCUUAUGCAACGCGUGUACAAUUUCUUUUAUCACUAUGACCUAAUUUUCAAAUUAAGCCCUCUGGGCCACCGCUUGCGGGAGGUAAACAAGAUGUUGCAUCAGCAUACAGACAGGCUAGUCAAGGAUAGAAGAAAUUCUCCCAAGGAUGAGAAUAAGCAGGCUAACACCCAGAAGAGGAAGUACCGGGACUUACUGGAUAUUGUCCUUUCUGCUCAGGCUGAAAAUGAUAGCUUCACAGAUUCAGACGUUUGGUCCGAGGUAAACACAUUCAUGUUGGCAGGGCAUGACUCUGUAUCAGCAGGCAUUUCCUGCCUCCUCUACCAGCUAGCUCGGCACCCUGAGCAUCAGGAGAGAUGCCGGGAGGAGAUCAGAGCCAUCCUGGGGGAUGGGUCUUCCAUUACCUGGGACCAACUGAGUGAGAUGUCAUACACCACAAUGUGCAUUAAGGAGUCACUCCGCUUGGCACCUCCAGCUGUGGCCACUUCCAGAGAGCUCACCAAGCCCAUGACCUUUCCAGAUGGACGCUCUUUGCCUGCAGGAAUGACCGUGGUUCUCAGUAUCUGGGGUCUCCACCACAACCCUGCCGUCUGGGAAGACCCAGAGGUCUUUGACCCCUUGAGGUUUUCCCAGGAAAAUAAUAAAAGACACUCCCAUGCCUACUUACCAUUCUCAACUGGACCAAGGAACUGCAUCGGGCAGAAUUUUGCCAUGGCUGAGAUGAAAGUGAUCGUUGCCUUGAUUCUGCUCCGCUUCAAGAUGACAGCAGAGCCCACCAAGCCUCCUGUCUUCAUGCCCUAUAUUUUCAUCAAACCCCAGAAUGGGGUCUACUUGCACCUGAAGAAACUCCCCUAAUGUUAGAGCCUAGGAUAUGAUGAUUAUACACAUUUUGUGUUAAAGUUAAAUUACAGCUUAAGGUCCAGGAAAAUAGAGAGUAAUCAAAGUAUGGUAACAUAGAGUGUCACCUAGAUCUGUUUCUGUAUGAUUCAGAAAUCUUCUCAUCCUUUCUGUUUGAUUUUGGUUAUUACUGAUGCCAAAAAUCAAGAGUUUUGUAAGUGGCUCCCAUCUAUUUUCUGCUGUUUGAAAAUCUCUUUCAGAAUUGCACUCAUAAUAGAUGACUGUAUGCUCAUGAUAAAAGAUUUACAACACUAGAAAAGCUAUGGAGUAAGAAGUAAAAUUCUCAUUUCACAUAGCCACACCUCCCUGCCCAAUCCUACUGCUUCUCCGAAAAACAGAAUAGUUUGGGAUGCAUUCUUUCAGACUUUUUCCUGUACAUUUCAUAUAUGCAUAUGUAUGUACGUGUUC
This is a messenger RNA of Dama dama (fallow deer), 2049 nucleotides long. RefSeq names its product cytochrome P450 4X1-like. The transcript is spliced from 12 exons. Lineage: Eukaryota; Metazoa; Chordata; Mammalia; Artiodactyla; Cervidae. The coding region runs from base 67 to 1599 and encodes 510 amino acids. The record is from RefSeq and is a predicted model, not a curated record. Gene Ontology annotation, molecular function: iron ion binding; monooxygenase activity; oxidoreductase activity, acting on paired donors, with incorporation or reduction of molecular oxygen.